This is a messenger RNA of Colossoma macropomum (tambaqui), 2154 nucleotides long. RefSeq names its product proline rich 35 (gene prr35). The record is from RefSeq and is a predicted model, not a curated record. NCBI's taxonomy places the organism in Eukaryota, Metazoa, Chordata, Actinopteri, Characiformes, Serrasalmidae. The transcript is spliced from 3 exons. Bases 1 to 2154 code for a protein of 717 amino acids.
AUGCCGAAGGAGGAGUGCAAAGUGGCUCCGGGCUGUAAGCAGCACAAGGAGCGGAAGCCCAAGAAGCCGCACUACAUCCCGCGUCCCUUCGGCAAGCCGUACAACUACAAAUGCUUCCAGUGUCCGUUCACCUGCAUGGAGAAGUCGCACCUGUACAACCACAUGAAGUACAGCCUGUGCAAAAACUCCCUCUCUCUGCUUAUAGAGUCCGACUGGCCUUAUAAGAAAGGCAACCUGCUCCAUUCAGACCACCUGCGGCUCCAGCAGGGGGCGCUGAACUCUCGUAACAGUCCGGCUAAGGAGAUGCCAGAAGGGGGCACUGUGGCAGAAGAUGCUUCCAUCCAAGCUCAAAACUUGGACCUCAGCUUCAACGAAGCUGAAGAGACGGAGACGGAAGAGCGGGACGCAGAGGGAGGGGCGGGCCAAUCGGAGGCUGCGGAGACAAACACCAACGGUGCGACCAACGAAAGUCCGAAGCAGGAGGCGGAACUUGUGAUGGCCGACGUGUUUUCAUUGGAGGAGCAGCUGCUCAGAGCGCGGUCAGUAGAAGUGGAGGCCAAACUGCGCCAUUACCGACUUUCCAAAACGUGCCUGUCCGGCCCGGCCGCGCUUCUGUCCGAACAGUUCCGCCUCCUUAGCAACCAGACGGCCAGCGCCAAGCCGAAGUCAGACACUGUGGCCGCUGGGUCGCUCCCCUGUUACCCUCCCCCUUUGACCCCGGGUCAUGUGGACUGCUCCGAAGCCCCCGGCCUUAACCUCUCACUGCUGGGGGUGGGAUACCCUUUGACCCCUGUCACCCCUGGACUCUUUUCCUACCUGAAUCCUGCCCUCAGUGCCGCCAACGCAGCCGCUGUCACCACAGCGACCGGCUCGGCUCAGAUCGGACCCCUGCCCUUCCUGGCGUCGGCGGCCCAGCUCACACACACUCACACACACUCGGACCGCACGCUGCUGACCCCUCCGAGACUCUACUACCCCUUCCUCUGCGAGCACACCUUCGGUAAGCAGCACAUCAUUCGAGAUCAAGCUAAGUCAUUGAAGUCCAGCGUGUCUCUGGACACCGCUGCCCCCACAUACACACCCAAACUGAACAUGUGGAAGGUUCCAGCGCUGAGACCCUCGAACCCUCAGACCUCAAACUCAGCCUGGACUUCUCCUGGCCGCUCAUCCACAGACAGGCUGCCGGCCCGCGACGCUAAAGAGCAGGGAGUGAAGAGGGCAGCGGCUGCUGUGGACUCCCACAGUGCACCAGUGGAGAAAAAAACACUGCUUUCCUUCCCACUGGACCGGGCCACGCCCACUGCCACCAUAACAGCCGACCGGCUUCUCCUGCACAGCUCUUUCUCUAGUCUGCACUCUCAGGCCGGGCUGGACGAGCGCUUCUCCGUCAGCCCCUCCAGCCCUGGCUCCUCCCCCCUCCACGGCUCGGAGAGAGCGAGGGAGCAGGGCGAGGAGAAGGAGCGAGGGAUGGACAGAGGGAUGGAGAGCUGCGCGGCCGCUCUGCUGCGUGAUCUCUCCUCGGCACUGCAGGAGUACCAGCAUGCGGAGCGUCAGGCCGCCCUGCAGCCCGAACAGCGCCACCUGUGGGCCCACCUGGGUAAAAUCCGCUCCGAGCUCUCCCACAUCCAGCAGGCGCUCGAGCGGACGGCCCGCCAGAGCGACGGACCCCUAGACCUGUCCGUCAAGAAGGAUGUGGUCGCCAUGACGAUCGCGGCGGAAGGUGUCAGGCAGCCGGGCGUCCUGGGAGAUGGGAAGGAAGCAAAAGAGGAGACAUGGUGCUCGGAGACGGACGAGGAAGAGGAAGACAGGGACGAGGGAGAGAUGGACGAAGAAGGGAGCGAAAUGAAAGAGAGACGCAAGCGUUCCCUGGACGUCCUGAUCAAGCUGAACCAGUCGGGGGUCUCCAUGGUGAAGCCGGGCGCUCCCCUGGUAAAGCCGGGCGUUUCCAUGGUGAAGUCUGAAGUUCUGCCCGGAGUCGGUGGAGGUCUGGCGCUGAGGGCGGCUGAGGCAGAAGCUUUAUGGCACAGCAGAACCACAAAGUGUGAAGCAGAUUCCAGCGUGCUGCUGUGCUCGAAAACACCAAACCGCCCAUCAUCCAUCCAGCACCUGGACCCUGUGUGCCCCCCCAGUCCACUGACGGCCACCGAUGCCUAA